CUUAAGCUGUUACUUGAGUGCAGUGACAUCCCUAUAUUAGGUAUCUGCCUGGGGCACCAGGCUUUAGGAUAUGUAUAUGGCGCCCAAGUUACUCAUGCAUCUGAACCCGUCCAUGGGCGAUUAAGUGAAGUUGAGCACAACGGAUGUAGAUUGUUCCAUAAUGUUCCUACAGGCAGAAAUUCAGGAUUUAAGGUGGUUCGAUACCAUUCCCUUGUCAUAGAUGAGGAAUCACUUCCGAAGGAGCUCAUACCUAUAGCGUGGACUUCUUCCACUGACACACUUCCAUUCCUUGGAAGUCGAAAGUAUGAUGCUAAUUGUGAUGCCUAUGGAAGUCCUCUAAAUGAGCAAAUUUGUGUUAAUUCUCCCUCAAGGAAGUCAAAAAAUGGAAGGCCUUGGUCUUUUGGUGAUCUUAAAGCACGGAGUACGAAAGUCCUUAUGGGCAUUAUGCACUCAGCCAAACCUCACUAUGGUUUGCAAUUUCAUCCUGAGAGUGUUGCAACUUGUCAUGGGAGGCAAAUAUUCAAGAAUUUUAGAGAAAUUACUGAGGACUAUUGGUUCCGGAUGAGACAAACCUCCAAUAGUGAUAGAAAAGUUCGUCAUGCUGCAUGCAUGCAGGUAGGUCAUGCAAGCCAGCUGUUCAGAUACAGUCGCAAAAUCGGGCAGUUGGUGAAUAAUUUGGAUAAGGAGAAUCACAGCAGCUUGCACAAUCUAGCAACUUUAUCACAUGAGAGUAGUAAUUCUAAAUCUCUGAAGUUGAAAUGGAGGAAAUUUGAAAGGUUGGCAAGUCAAGUUGGUGGAGCGAGGAAUAUCUUUUGUGAACUGUUCGGUGAUCGGAAGGCUAAUAACACCUUUUGGUUGGAUAGUUCCUCUAUAGACAAGAAAAGAGCACGGUUUUCAUUUAUGGGAGGUAAAGGUGGUUCUCUCUGGAGGCAAAUCACAUUCAGACUGUCAGAUCAAAGCAAGGCCACAUGUGGAGGUGGUGGGGGCUAUCUGUUUACUGAAGAUGCUCAGGGAAAUACCUGUAGCUCGUAUUUAGAAGAUGGUUUCUUGGAUUUUCUAGAUAAGGAGCUCCAGUCUUUUUCUUAUGAACAGAAGGAUUUUCAAGGGCUGCCAUUUGAUUUCCAUGGUGGAUAUGUUGGUUACAUAGGGUAUGACCUCAAAGUUGAGUGUGGGAUGGCUUCUAACCGUCAUAAAUCAAGGACACCAGAUGCUUGUUUCUUCUUUUCAGACAAUUUUAUAGUGAUAGAUCACUUUAAUGAUGAUGUUUAUAUUAUGUCUGUUCAUGAUAAAGGGACACCUCAGACAGCAUGGUUAGAUCUUGUAGAGCAGAAGCUUUUUAGCUUGAAGGCUUCAGUUACAAGGAAGUCAGUGUCUCAGAAUCCACAGCUGGUUGCAAAUUCCUUGUUGGAAGAGAGCUUCCUUGGUGAGAAAUCUAGAGAGCAUUAUAUCAAAGAUGUUGAGAGAUGUCAGAAGUUCAUUAAGGAUGGGGAAAGCUACGAGUUGUGUCUUACAACUCAGAUGAGAAAGAGAAUAGGAGAAAUAUACUCCUUGGGACUUUACCUUAAGCUCAGAGAAAGGAAUCCAGCACCAUAUGCUGCUUGGCUUAAUUUUUCAUCAGAAGACCUGUGCAUCUGCUGUUCUUCCCCCGAGAGAUUUUUACAAUUGGAUAGAAAUGGUCUUCUGGAAGCCAAACCCAUCAAGGGUACUAUAGCUCGAGGUUCAACACCUGAGGAAGAUGAACUGCUCAAAUUACAACUACAGUGCAGUGAAAAGGAUCAGGCUGAAAAUUUAAUGAUUGUUGACCUUCUGAGGAAUGACCUUGGUCGCGUCUGUGAGCCCGGCUCCGUUCACGUCCCCCAUCUUAUGGAGGUGGAAUCAUAUGCAACAGUGCACACCAUGGUGAGUACAAUCCGAGGAAAAAAGAGACUGAAUGAGAGUGCUGUUGAUUGUGUUAGAGCAGCAUUCCCAGGCGGUUCGAUGACAGGGGCGCCAAAGUUGAGAUCAAUGGAACUCCUUGAUUCUCUUGAAAGUUGUUCAAGAGGCAUAUACUCUGGCUGCAUUGGAUUCUUCUCAUGUAACCAAACAUUUGAUCUUAACAUUGUGAUCAGAACGGUUGUUAUCCAUGAAGGUGAAGCUUCCAUAGGAGCAGGAGGUGCCGUUGUAGCUCUUUCAGAUCCCGAAGAGGAGUACAAUGAAAUGAUCCUGAAAACGCAAGCCCCAGUUAAUACUGUCACGGAGUAUCUGCGCGAAUUGCCCGCAGAACAGUAGGUGUUAUUUGAUCAUUCUUUCCUUUUAUUAAGAUUCUUUGUUCAAUCUUCAUGGUCUGCUGAGAUGCUGAAACUCGAAACAGUGGAAGUCCAUAAUGGCCAGCAGAGAACUGCCGCUUAUAUUGUAACUUAACCUUGGAAUUUCUUAUAGGCCCGAUGAUUUAUUUGUACUUCUGAAAUGAUCUUGUAUCCUAGUAGUAAAACCUGUUCGGAUUGAGUGCUUUGACUUUGCAUUUUGUGCAAUAUAUUAACUGGAGGGAAUAUAUAUGAAGCUCUCUUAGAUUGGAAACAGAGAGUACACCAAUUAUUGUGAAGAUUAGAAAUGACCUUGUAUCCUUCGUACUGUAUUAAGAAUUUUUAUGGAUUGGUAUUACUUUUUUCA
Messenger RNA from Diospyros lotus (date-plum), 2649 nucleotides. Its product is annotated as aminodeoxychorismate synthase, chloroplastic. Gene Ontology annotation, biological process: L-tryptophan biosynthetic process; folic acid-containing compound biosynthetic process. NCBI's taxonomy places the organism in Eukaryota, Viridiplantae, Streptophyta, Magnoliopsida, Ericales, Ebenaceae. The record is from RefSeq and is a predicted model, not a curated record.